Messenger RNA from Clarias gariepinus (North African catfish), 2746 nucleotides. It is a transcript of the gene stm, whose product is annotated as starmaker. Bases 72 to 2024 code for a protein of 650 amino acids. The record is from RefSeq and is a predicted model, not a curated record. The transcript is spliced from 23 exons. NCBI's taxonomy places the organism in Eukaryota, Metazoa, Chordata, Actinopteri, Siluriformes, Clariidae.
UUCAGAUUUACGGGAGGGCACAGAGAAGCUUUCUGUCCUUCUUUUGCACACUGCUUUACCAUUUUAGCACGAUGCAGACAAGGACACUGGUUGUUUUUCUAAUCAUUGUUUUUGUGGCUGUCACUCGUUCUGCUCCAAUAAAUGAUGGCACAGACAAUGAUGAAAAAGACCUGGCUCAGCUAGACAAAUUGAUGGCUGUUAAUAAUGGAUUUCCUCCGACUAACAGCCCUGUAAAUGAAGAAUCUGCAUAUCCUCUCCUAGCAGGUACUACAGAGGGAAAGGACUCUGCAGAAAAAGCAGAAGGAGCAGCAAGUGAAACAGCAGAUACAACAGAAAAGCCAGGUGACACAAGUCACGAUGAAACCACCAGUGGUCCAGAUUCAAAAGAGGCCUCUGAAUCUGCGUUAAUGAAGAAGGACUCGGACAUGUCAGACCCAUCUGAGGAGAGUAAUAAAGAUCUUCAAGAUGACACGGCUGAACGAGCAUCAACAGAAAAGAAACUAGAUGAAACAGAGGAAGUAACAGACAAGCAAACAGAUCCUGAGAAUACUGACUCAACACUCACAUCAUCAAAAGAAUUUGAUUCUUCCGAUAAGACCUUUUCCAGCAAGGAAAUGGAGCCACGUGAAGAGGCUAACAAGGACUCUCAAGAAUCUGAAAAACACAAGGCAGCUGCCAGCACAGAUACCAACAAGGACAGUAAAGAACAAGAUGCGGAGAAAAACUCAGAGAUGGAGGACAAGGACAACACUUCCGACAAAGCUGUAGACACGGAUGAUGAUGUUGAUGAGACUAGAGACACAGAAGACACUGAUAAAAAAGACUCCGCAGAAAAAAGCGGCAGCAAGCAUGAUGAUACAGACAAAGAUACUGACCAUGACAAAACAAGUUCUUCAGACCUGACAGAGAGUAGUGACAGCACUGAGAACACUGACAAAGACAACAAUAGAAACAGCAACAAAGAGACUGAUGAAAAUAGAGACAAUGAUGGAGAUAGGGAUAAAGAUGCAGAUAACGACAGAGAUGGGGAGGACAGAGAUAAGGAUGAGGACAAUGACAAUAAUAGGAAUAGUGAUAAAGAUGAGGACAAAGACAAUGAUAGGGAUAGUGAUAAAGAUGAGGACAAAGACAAUGAUAGGGAUAGUGAUAAAGAUGAGGACAAAGACAGUGAUAGGGAUAGUGAUAAAGAUGAGGACAAAGACAGUGAUAGGGAUAGUGAUAAAGAUGAGGACAAAGACAGUGAUAGGGAUAGUGAUAAAGAUGAGGUCAAAGACAGUGAUAGGGAUAGUAAUAAAGAUGAGGAUAAAGACAGUGAUAGGGAUAGUAAUAAAGAUGAGAAUAAAGACAGUGAUAGGGAUAGUAAGAAAAAUGAAAGAGUCAGUGAUGGAGACAACAAUGGUGACAGUGACGCAGACAAUGAUGUUGAUAGCAAAGACAUAAAAGAUGAGGAGGAUAGUGCAGAUAGUGACAUGGACACCAUGGACGACAAAAGCAGUGAGAAGGAAAUGACUGCUGAGGGGGAAAAGAACACUGACCAAGAGUCAAAAGACAGGUCUGAAGAAUCUCUGCCAGGGUCUUUCAUCAUGGACUCCUCAAGUAAAGAGGACAGUCAGGACAGAGAGACAAGCAGCACUGAGUCCACAGAUAAAAACAGCUCUGACAGCAUGGAUCAUGAUGACAAGGACAGUGCAGAGACAGAUGGAGGAGUUUCAGAUGUCAGUGCUAAUAGUUCAGAAAUAGAGACUGUUGAUGCAACAUCACUUGAAACCGCCGAAGACUCUGAGGGGGACUCCAGUGAUGACUCAAGGGAUGCAACAGAGUCAAAAUCACAAGAGGACAACACUGAUGAAGACAUGGAUAUAGACACAACUGAUGAAGAUAUUGAUACAGGUAUGGAUGAAGAUGACACAGUCCAGAAAGAUGCUGAGGGAAACCCAUCUGACAUACCCAACCAGCCUGAUCAUCUAGAAAACACACCGCAAGGGUCUGUUGUUGCUAGCAAUAAUGCUUCUCUAAGCUCUUAGCACCCAGAAUAUCACUGAAUUAAUCAGUUCUACAGGGUCAGAAUGGUGACGUGCUAAAAGAAAAGUAACUGAAGUCAUUGUGCUAAUCAUCCAUUUUGAUUCCCUAUUAACAUGAUAUUUUACAACAUUCUGUCCCCACUGAUGAAGUGUCCUUGGAUGGAAAAUAAAUUAUUCUGUGUAUGGUCUGUUCCUUAUAAUUCUGACAGUCUUCAUUUUUAACAAAAAAAACAAAAAAAAAAAACAAUAAUAAUUUGCCAUUUAUGUUUAAUUUGGGAAGAAACUUGGAGACCUUUUUUUUAACAUAGGAAAUUUAAACCUUAGUUAUUAGUCAAAAAUGUGUUUGUAUACUGUUUUGUUACUGUUAAAAAACAAAAUCAGUGAUCAGUGACUUUUCCCACAAUGUGGCCCUGGCUUUAAAAUACAUUCUGCCCACCUGACUGCUCAAGCUUCUAGACAGACACUGUUCUCCUUAACCUCAGUCAAACAUUGUCCAGCUGAAAUAUUCAAUGCAAUUUUCUAUUAAAAUAUAUUAAACCAUUUCAUAAAAAACAUGUACUGAAAAUUUAGCUUAACUGUACAUUAAGUCCACAUCUCUGAAAAUAUAUUAAGUAAUGGUGUAGUGGUAUAACAAAAAAAGAUUGUUUGAUAAUUCUUGAGAGUUGUAUAGAUUAAUUCAUGUCACUUAAAUGUGCACACAGGGACCAAUUCUAAUAAAGACUGAA